AUGGUGAGAAGAAGAGAAGGUCUUACAUUGCAAAUCUCAAAACCGACGGACCUUCCCGAGGUCAGAACGGUCAGAACAGCAGCGACAACGCCGGUGGGAUCACAGAAACCGAAACAGCGGUUGUCGAAGCAACUGCCCAUGUGCGAGACACCAAGAGACGUUGCUUGGGAAAGAAGGCGACGCCAGAUGAUAAUGAUUCAAGAAAAGAAGCUUCUUCACAAAGGCGUUUCGGAGAAUCUUGGCGAGCAGAAGAAACUAACCGAUGAGGAUUUAAACGAGCUUAAAGGAUCGAUUGAGCUAGGUUUCGGUUUCAAUGAAGAAGCAGGACAAAAGCUCUGCAAUACGUUACCAGCUCUUGAUCUUUACUUUGCAGUGACUCGACAGGCCUCGCCUCUCCCUUCACCUAGUAGCAGCCGUAGCAGCAGCGCAUCAUCAGCUUUCUCCUACAGUGUACCGUGUAGCCCCAAGAAAACUGAUUCAGAAUCAUUGAAGAUCUUCUGCUCAGGGGACAAUCCUCAAGAAGUAAAGCAGAGAUUGAGACAUUGGGCACAAGCAGUUGCAUGCUCUGUGAUGCAGUCUUAUUGA
Messenger RNA from Microthlaspi erraticum, 585 nucleotides. The record is from the annotation of a GenBank genome assembly. NCBI's taxonomy places the organism in Eukaryota, Viridiplantae, Streptophyta, Magnoliopsida, Brassicales, Brassicaceae.